Struthio camelus australis is the source of this 5457-nucleotide messenger RNA. The record is from RefSeq and is a predicted model, not a curated record. Lineage: Eukaryota; Metazoa; Chordata; Aves; Struthioniformes; Struthionidae.
AUGCCGAAAACCUUACCAAAACGAACAACGCCCGCUGAUGCGAGCAGCACCAGCCGGGGGAGCGGAGCAAGCACCACCGCAUCCCUUGUGCUCCAGCUCCACCUUCCGGCGCCGCUGCGGCCCGAGGAAGAAGAAAAAUUAAUCCAGCAGGAACUAACCAGUUUGAAAGCCACAGUUUCUGCCCCCACCACAACGCUUGGGUACGAGUCUUCCUUUGGAUACAUCCAUGCAAUCAAGCUAGCACAACAAGGAAAUCUUUUGGAAAAAAGAGUUGGUUACUUGGCAGUUUCUUUAUUUCUCCAUGAAAAUCAUGAACUGCUACUUCUACUUGUGAACACAGUUGUGAAGGACUUACAGAGCACUAAUCUAGUAGAGGUGUGCAUGGCGUUAACCAUUGUCAGCCAGAUCUUUCCACGGGAGAUGAUUCCAGCUGUUCUUCCCCUAAUAGAAGAUAAGCUGCAGCAUUCUAAGGAAAUAAUCCGAAGAAAAGCUGUUCAGGCUUUGUACAAAUUCUAUCUCAUUGCUCCUAACCAAGUCCAGCACAUUCAUGAUAAGUUCCAGAAAGCCCUGUGUGACAGGGAUGUUGGAGUCAUGGCUGCUUCUUUGCAUAUUUAUCUUCAAAUGGCUAAGGAAAACGCAGCUGGAUACAAGGACCUGACAGGGAGUUUUGUAACUAUCCUAAAGCAGGUAGUGGGAGGAAAGCUCCCUAUUGACUUCAAUUAUCACAGCGUGCCAGCACCAUGGUUGCAAAUUCAGCUUUUAAGAAUACUGGGGUUGUUAGGAAAAGACGAUCCAAGGACAAGUGAAUUGAUGUAUGAUGUUCUGGAUGAAUCUUUAAGAAGAGCAGAGAUAAAUCAUAAUAUUACAUAUGCGAUCUUGUUUGAAUGUGUCCAAACAAUUUAUGCAAUUCACCCCAAGUCUGAAUUACUUGAAAAGGCUGCCAAGUGCAUUGGAAAAUUUGUUUUGUCAUCCAAAAUUAAUCUGAAAUAUUUAGGUUUAAAGGCUCUGACCUAUGUUAUCCAGCAGGAUCCUAACCUGGCACUUCAGCACCAGAUGACAAUAAUUGAGUGUCUGGACCACCCCGAUCCCAUUAUUAAAAGGGAGACUUUAGAACUUCUCUAUAGAAUUACAAAUGGACAGAAUGUAAUUGUCAUAGUUCAGAAGAUGCUCGACUACUUAAAGCAAAGCAAGGAAGAGUAUACUAUCAUCAGCUUAGUUGGCAAAAUAGCAGAACUAGCUGAGAAGUAUGCCCCUGACAAUGAGUGGUUCAUCCAAACAAUGAAUGCCGUGUUCUCAGUUGGAGGAGAUGUUGCGUAUCCUGAUAUCCCAAACAACUUCCUGAGGCUGCUGGCUGAAGGAUUUGAUGAUGGAAAAGAAGAUGAACAGCUGCGGCUCUAUGCAGUACAGUCUUAUUUAGCAUUACUAGAAGAAGAAGAUGCAUUCUAUCCGCAGAAAUUUCUUCAAGUUAUGAGCUGGGUUUUGGGGGAAUACUCCAGCCUUGUUACAGAUGUUGAUCCAGAGAUUAUUUUGACACGGCUGCACAGGUUGCUGAAAAAGACUUUUGUUACUUCUGAAACUAAAGCUUGGAUAAUGGCUGCAGUCACCAAAAUAGCAUCCCGUACUUCGUGUUCUAAAACAGUUGACAAACUAAUCCAAGAAUUCAGCACCUCUCUAGAUACCUGCAUGAGGCAAUAUGCCUUUGAAUUAAAGCAUCUGUGUGAAGACAAAGUGUUGAUGAGAAGCUUGCUUCCUUUUGAUGCUAGUUGCAACGACAUAGUGGUAGAUGCUUCCUUAUCUUUCCUGGAUGGGUUUGUGGCUGAGGGACUUGGCCAUGGUGCAGCACCAUAUAAACCUCACCACCAGAGGCAAGAGGAGAAACUUUCUCAGGAAAAAGCUCUGAAUUUUGAACCUUAUGGAUUGUCAUUUGCUUCAAGUAUGUCUCCAUCUGGCUUCGCUGGCAGACAGUCCCCCACUGGUUUAUCUUUUGGUUCUGAUACGUCUGGUAAUAGCGCUGAGACAGGGCAUAAAGAGACAAAUAGUCUGAAACUUGAUGGAGUAAAGAAACUCUGGGGAAAAGAAGGCUAUCUUCCAAAGAAGGAAAACAGAACAGGGAAAGAAGGUGAACCUCUGACUGUUCCUUGUAGCAGCAGCUUAUUAGCCGGACAUGUGGCAGAUCCUCCUGUGUCACACUCUGAUCAAGUUGCCAGCCUCUCUGAGGAAGAAAAAGAGAAGCAGCAAUUAGCAUCAACGUUGUUUGUUGGGCUAGGAUCAAAUGCUGGUGUCAGUCUGAUGGGGAAAGGAGACAUGGCUACUCAGAAGUUCAGAAGAAAAUCAAAGAUAAACGAAACUCAAAAUUAUGAGGAAGCAUCAGACAUCCAAAAUAGCACUGCUUCAUCUCUUGUUCCCUUGCUUGAUACAGUACCUAGUAGCAAGGAAGGCCACGAGAGAGAUGAACACACAAGGUUAAGGAAGGCCUCCCUGUGUUCUUCAGAUACUUGGGAAGAUAAUUCAGCGCUUGGAAAACCUCAGUCCUUAAAGAAACCUGAACUGGAUAACAAACUUUCAGAUAGUAGGCUGUCAUCGUCCUCUUUGUUUGCUGAUAGUAAUAUUGAAAUUUUUCAUCCUUCGCCAAGCGCUCAGUGUGAAAGUGCCAGUAAAACCCUGUUGACCCCUUCCUUGCCAGGAGAACUAGCAGAGCUCCCUCACUCGGAAGUAGUGGAACUUUGUCAGAGUGAUGACCUAGCUCUGCAUUUAUGUAAGGUGUGGACAAAUGACUCUUUGCUGCUAAUCAUGUUUGUUUCAAAUAAAAACACUUCUGCUCUUAAUGCUGUGAACCUCAUGUUUGAAAAAGCAGAACAUUUUCAGAUUUUGGAGAGUCCAGCCUACCAUUUUGCUGUAAUAGAAGCUCAGAGCGUGGAACAUUGCCAACAAUGUGUGCAGAUGGACAAAAUCUGUACACAGGGGAUUCUUUCUGGCUCCAUUAAUUACCAGUCAGAGAUGGAAACUCGCCUUGAAUUUUCAGUAAUUUUAUCAUUGUUGGACUUCAUCAGGCCAAUGGAAAUGACUACAGAAGACUUUGGGAAGCUGUGGCUGUCCCUCUCCAAUGAUGUGAAACAGAAUCUAAAAAUGUCAUCUUCUCAAGAUUCCUUUUCAGCAGCUCUGAAUACACUGCAACAGAAGCUAAAACUCCAUAUAGUUGAUAUUAUAGGUAAUGAGGGAAUACUGGCAUGCCAGCUGCUUCCAUCCGUGCCCUGUCUGCUGCACUGUCGUAUUCAUGCAGGGAUGCUGGCUUUAUGGUUCAGAUCACCUUGUUCUGCUCUUCCAGAUAGUUUGCUCUAUCAGUGUCAAAAGGUGAUGGAAGAAUCCUAAUAAUAAUAGUGCCUGCCUUAAUGUGUUGAUGUAUGAAGAUCAAAUGGAAGAUUUAUACAGUUACAUGAUAAUUACCAAAGCUAAAUUAAGAUACUGAUUCUGAGAAGUAUUAAAAGUUUUCUUUCAACUGGCGUGUGUCAUGUGGACUUGUAGGGAGAAAUGAUGAUGGAAAGUAUGCCUGGAAAAACAUGCUCAGGAUUAUACAGUCACUGACAAGUCAUCUACUAAAGUAUUGUUACCUGUUUAAGUGAAAUGUAUAUUUCUUUCUUUUGUUGUAAAUGACUGAAAGUAUUUAUUUUUAUUAUGUACCUUUUAUAGAUGCCAACAGUCAUUCCUCAUAGAAACUACAUAAUAUGAUUUUUAAGGAAAAUGUAGCUCCAUUAUGAUGUCAGACUUGAACAUUUUAUCAGGAUCUUCUCAUUUUGUUUUUAAGAGUUUUUCUAAAGUGUUUUUUUAAAUGCUGUUGGCAAGGAGACCUGUAUUGGUUGUUGUAUGAUGUACCUUAUAUAAAAACGGAUGAGUGUUUUGAAAAUAAUUAAAACAUAACUAAUACAUUUCCCAUGAUCUUUGAUGUUACCAUUUAGGUAUUUAGUGGUAAUAGCUAAGUAGGAUCCUGGUGGAAGACAGGCAUGUGAAAGAUUGUUCGGAAGUGCCUCGUGGGGGAUGAUCAUCCAAGGCUCUCCUUCCUGUCUGCGCUGCUUCCUGCCUGUUGUUUCAGUCAUGUUGCCUUUGCUUAGGGUUCUGCAGCGGUUGCCAAAUCUUUGUGCGUGUCCAAAGAUAAGUUUCAGGUGGAUAGAGUUGGAGAGGACUGAGCUGGUGUUCAGUCCUCUGGACUGGUGGGGUGUUGCUAGUGGACAUACUCAGAGCUCUCCACUCUUAAUCUAAUCUAUUUAAUUUGGCAGAUAUCUCCGUCCGUGAAAAUUCACAAGGAAGAAACUAUUUUUACUUCUCUUUCUAAUUCUAAUUAUUAGUAGUUUGCCUGUAAGACUGUGCAAACCUUUGACUUGUAUGGGUUUGGCUAUAUUGUAGGUGCACGGCUAGGAACUGCUGUAAGGCGUAAGAGGUCUAAAUCAGUCCAGCGUGCAUGCUGAGUGUGUCUGGAUGUACUUCAUAGCCUUGAAAAUCUAGUGAUUUUAAUUGUAAAUGUUAAAUAAUAUCUUUUGAAUACUAUUUGCCAUUAUUUAUAACUGGUUAUACUUUUUAUUUAAAAACAUAAGAUUGUACAAGCAUUUCUCAGAUAUGGUAUAAAUGGAUUCUGCAAUGGAACUCUCUCCUUUCUAUGUUUAAUAUUAACAAAGAAAUUCUUUCUAGUAUUUCAGUUUUAUCAAUUCUCACCUGAUAAACACUGAUUUUUUAAAUGAAAAUAUUCUGUUAAUUUGCUCAUGUUUUGCUAAAAGUUCAUGAAAUCACAGUAAGACUACAGUAUUGGUAUGCUGAUAGUUAAGUGGUGUGGGUUUACUUUGUUUUUGUUUUUUUUUUUAAAUUCUUAGUCCAGCCACUUGUAUUAUCACAAGUACGAUCGCAUGAGGAAAGUUCCUUUUUCACUGCUGUUCCAGUACCCUUUUAUUGAGGGAUUUAAAGUGCACUGAACCUGUAAAUAUAUUUAAUGUUCUGUCUACUUUAAUCAAGCUUACUUGACACUUCAGGACAGUUUCUACAAAUGAAAACUGAUUUGUAGUGGAAUAAUUUCCAGCAAACUCUUUUUUUUGAUAAAUCAGACUUCUGUGAUGCAUUUUGACUUUUGUAUUCAUGUGAACUGUUACAGACGUAUCUGUUCCUGGCCUAUGCAUUUAAACCAUUUCAGCAAUGAGAUGUUGAAUGUUUUGGUGUUUAAAAAGAACAGCAAAAGACAAUAAUGCCAUCUGUUGUUCAUGUAAUGCUCUUCAUACACUAUCCAUACAGUGGAAAAGGUUAUGUUAAGCUGUAAAUAUGCAUUGAUUCUAGGAGCAUAAUCAAGAGCUUUAUGCUAAUGUUACAUAAAGGGUUUUGCAGGGGGUUGUACCUGUGGUACAGUCUUUAUUUUCAGAUCAUCCAGCAAACACCUUUCUUACUCUAUUGCCAUCUUUGCAUUUCUUACAGUUUAAUAAA